AUGGAGGUACCGAAAGCCCAGGGAGCUGGUAGAUCAGGCCCGCGCCGCCGCACCGGCUGCUUGACAUGUAGAGCUCGCAAAGUGCGAUGCGACGAGGCCAAACCGAGCUGUGCAAACUGCGACCGCUUGCGUCUUCGAUGUGUCUUUAAGCCCCCGAUUGCAUAUAGAGACUCGCUGAGUUCCUCACCUCAUCGGUCUCGCAACUCGAUCACCGGCCUGCAGGGCAUUUCCUCCCAAGGCGCUCCGACCCCGGCCCUGGGACCUGCAUCUGCUGCAGCGGCAAUCGCAGCAGCAGCAAAUGUCUCACAGAGAUCGCCAGACCUGAAUUUCUUCAAUACCGUGUUGCGCUCGGAUGAUCACCAUCGAACAGUCCCGGCGAUGGCAGCACCCACCGAUACCGAACCAUACCCUGCACACCUGGAAGGACCUUUCGAUAUGCUCGGAUUCAUGGGAGGAAUCACGUCGGAGCUGGAACAAAAACACCUCAAUUUGACAAGUGGUCUGGAGGCGUUCACUGGGAGCCCUUCACAGGCAAUGACCGAUGAGUUCGCUAUGAACGGAGCAGGAGAAAGUCAAUUUGGAACUGAGCAACGAUCGUCCUUCAGUCCCGAUGGAUCCUCUCCCUUGACAGAUGGAGCUUCGAUUGGAGAUGUAUCCGAUGCCGCGACGCGGCGUAGUUGGUCUGAUCCGGGCACCACUUCGUACGAAGACCAGCUCCUCCAGCACUUUUUGUCUAUUGACCCACCGGCCGUCAUCUUCGGUCCGAUCAAUAUGGAAUGGAAAUAUGUCCGUCCAUCCGUUCUGGAUCAUUCCCGGGACUUUAGCCCCCUUCUGAAUGCGAUAUACUGCUAUUCAGAUGUCCAUAAAGCUGUAACGGAAGGCAAACAAUGGCGCUGGGCGCCGACGUAUUUUCGAGUAGCCAGUUCCGAGAUCCAUGCAUCUUUAUUGGGGGAUGUGUCCGAAGCAACCUUGCUCAAGGUGUUUGCGGCGGUAUUUUUCUUGAUGCUAUCUGAGUUAUUCUCAUCUCCCGACAUUUGUGCAGCAGGUACUUCUUAUCUUCACUCUUCAUAUCUUAUAUUACAACGAUUUAGUGAUCGUACCCGGCAAUGGACUGGACUUGGACACCUCCUGGUCUCGUGGGUUUCACUUCUCGAUGUCAAAUCCCUCAUUGCUGGCCGUGACGGUGACCUAUUGACCGAGAUGGGAAAUCUUCCUGAGGACAAACCCAAAAACAAGCCACUGGAAGUACAGAGCACGACCGAGCCUCGUAUUAUUGAGUCGCCGGGGGAACACAAAGAAGAAGAAACGAAAGAUGGCCUCUUCCGUAGCCCCAGCUACUUGGUCUAUCAGGCCAUUGUGGGCCCAGCAUUUGAUUUCUUCGUACAGGCACAGCAAGUUGUUCGACGCAUAAUCUGUAUUGAUUUACACCACCGCAGUCGUGGAACACUGAGCGACGAAUUCGAGGUGCUCCAGAUCGCACACAAAGUUGGCGCCGACCUCGAGACCCUUUGGCACCGCCGACCCUCCGUGAUCGACGUAUAUGGGCAACCGGAAGCCCUGCAUGAUACACUUUGCGCCCCAGUUGCACUUGAAGUCUGUCGUACUUUCAGACAAUAUGUGGCAAAUUUCUUGGCAAAUUUCAUCUACCUCCACCGAGUCGCCUUUGCAAUUUAUCCUCGAACAGACCGUGUCAACGGCGCCGUCGACAAGAUUAUCCAGCUAGCUACGAUCGAAUCAGCGGGGUCUCUACCUGGUCAUUUACCGGUCAGCUUCAUGUGGCCAAUCUUCAUCGCAGGUCUUGAAGGUUCGCAGGACCAACGCCAGUGGAUUGUCCAAGAGAUGCAACGCAUGGCAGCCGCACGCGAGAAUGAGCCGGCCACGUCGAUUUCACGACAUCCCUCGGCUGAUAAGAUUCUCUUAUUGCUGGAAGAAAUGACUCGUAGGCAAGAUGUCUCACGAUCUUGGGCGGAUUCGCGGUGCGUGAGACGGGAACUAUUCUCAAAUCCGUUUGUCAUCAUUUGA
Molecule: messenger RNA, 2022 nt
Organism: Penicillium manginii
Lineage: Eukaryota; Fungi; Ascomycota; Eurotiomycetes; Eurotiales; Aspergillaceae
Product: Zn(II)2Cys6 transcription factor
Exons: 3
Coding region: 1-2022 (673 amino acids)
Biological process (GO): positive regulation of transcription by RNA polymerase II
Cellular component (GO): nucleus
Molecular function (GO): transcription cis-regulatory region binding; zinc ion binding; DNA-binding transcription factor activity, RNA polymerase II-specific
Source: RefSeq, a predicted model, not a curated record